AUGGAUCUAUCUUAUAGUGUUGAAAAAGACAAAGAGUCGCAACAUGUUAUCCAUUAUGAUAAUUCGCAACGUACCUCAUGUCGAACAGCCGAUACCACAACCGCCGAUAAAAUGGAGGAUGAAUGCUCAAGCUGUCAUGCUGUUGAAAUAUCUAUUCUAGCUGGUGCCUAUCAAGAUACUCCUUCUUCAACAUUGAAAACCGACGGCAAUGAUAUGACUAAAAAGAAAUCUGGUUUUAUACAAUCUAUAUUCAAUACAAUUAAUCUAUUGGCUGGUGUAGGUAUCUUGGCUAUACCUCUUGGAUUUAUGUAUGCUGGUUGGGUAAUAAGUCUGAUCCUCUUUGUGUUCAGUACAGUGAUGACCAUUUACACAGCUAAUAUUUUGGGAAGAUGUUUAGAUGCUUAUCCUGAAGCACAAACAAUUGGUGAUCUGGCUCAUAAUGCUUUUGGUCAACGUGGACGUUUUUUCAUCUCUGCGAUCUUUUGGGCCGAACUUAUUACUUGCAGUGUUGGCCUUGUUGUAUUACUUACUGAUGGUUUGAUUUCUUUAUUCCCCAACAUUGAUCCAUUUUUAAUUCGUACGAUCACCUUUCUUAUUCUUACGCCCAUGCUCUUCUUACCUAUUCGACACUUGGCCUAUACAAGUCUCAUUGGAAUUUUAAGCGUGCUCUGUAUUGCUGUUGUAUUGACGAUAGAUGGUGCCACUAAGAUGACUAGUCCGGGAUCUUUGAUUAUACCAGCGGAUACGGCAUCAUGGCCUGAAAAUUGGAUGAUAUUUCCCCGAUGUAUCGGUCUGUUUAUGGCUGCCUUGUCUGGUACCGCUUGUCUUCCUAGUAUCUAUCGUGAUAUGGAAAAUCCAAAGCAAUACACAAGCAUGGUUUAUUGGGGUUAUAUGAUUACAGCAUUGAUUUUUCUGACCAUUGGCGUGGCUGGUUAUCGGAUGUUUGGAUCAGGUACAAUGCAAGAGGUAACUCAAAACGUGAUGAUGAUACCAGAAUAUAAUCAAGGAAUGAAUCAGGUAGCUGUGUGGUUAUUUGCAUUAAGUCCUAUUGUCAAAUAUGGUUUGAUUUUGCAUCCAGUAAAUCUCAGUUGGCAGUUGGCCUUGAUACGACAGCCAUCUAUUGAAGCGUGGUUCUAUCGACAUCCAUGGGGAAAACAAAGUGUGAUUGUGGUUGGCAAGAUGAUGGUAAGCGCAUUAGUGGUUCUUUUGGCUUGUGGUAUUCCAAGAUUUGAUCGUAUCAUGUCUUUUUUUGGCGCAUGUUUCUCCUAUAUCAUCUCUGGUUUGUUCCCUACUCUUUGUUACCUCAAACUGUUUGGGCAUAUACCUCUAUGGGAAAAAAUCAUUCUCUAUGCUUUAUUCUUCCUUUGUUUGAUUAUGAGCAUCGUUGGCACUAUUUGGACUUUUUUGUGA
Halteromyces radiatus is the source of this 1410-nucleotide messenger RNA. Its product is annotated as transmembrane amino acid transporter protein-domain-containing protein. NCBI's taxonomy places the organism in Eukaryota, Fungi, Mucoromycota, Mucoromycetes, Mucorales, Cunninghamellaceae. The record is from RefSeq and is a predicted model, not a curated record. Gene Ontology annotation, molecular function: amino acid transmembrane transporter activity. Gene Ontology annotation, biological process: amino acid transmembrane transport. Gene Ontology annotation, cellular component: vacuolar membrane. The coding region runs from base 1 to 1410 and encodes 469 amino acids. The transcript is spliced from 7 exons.